AUGGUUUUUAAAUAUUUGUCAAAAACAAAGAGUUAUAUUUCUCUGUUUCAGCGUAGGAAUUAUUUUUCUAAUCGAAUCAACAAACUUUUUGUUGAUAAUUUUGAUAAAUAUCAUAAAACAAUUGAGUUUGAUGAGAAUAGUGAUAAUUAUUACGUUAAAACAAAACUCAUCAAUAUAUUGAACGAAUAUUCUAAAUUAUCAGAAAGUUUAAAGGAAGUAGAUAAAGAAUUAAAUAGUGAAAAUCAAACUGACGAUGAUUUAAAAAAAUUAAUGAAAGAAGAAAAAGUUGAAUUGGAUAUGAAACAUUCUGAACUUGUCACGAAAGUUCUAAAUGAAAUUUAUAUUUAUGAACAAUUAAAGAGCGCGGACACGAUUGAAAACUCAUCAAAUAUCAUUUUUGAAGUAUCUCCUGGUGUUGGUGGUAAAGAAGCAAUGCUAUUUGCUAAUGAAUUGUCCACAAUGUAUUUUAAUUACUUCAACUAUAAAAAUUGGGACAUAAAGGAUGUAGAGUCAAACGACAGACAUCACAAAGCUCGCAUUGAAGGACGUGACGUCUGGUAUUUCAUGAAAUAUGAAGCUGGUGUGCAUCGUGUUCAAAGAAUUCCAGACACGGAAAGAAGAGGAAGAGUUCAUACAUCAACUGUGUCAAUUGCUUGCAUUCCAAUCAGAGAUGAUGUGAGAGCAUCGGGAGCUGGAGGUCAACAUGUGAACACAACCGAUAGUGCAGUGAGAAUUUCUCAUAUUCCUUCAGGCAUCUCAGUUGAAAGUCAAGAAGAUCGAUCGCAGAUUAAAAAUCGUGAAAUAGCAAUGAGAAAGCUUAAAAAUAUUCUUUCGGAACGUCUCAUAACAGAAGCUUUUGAAAAGAGUAUGAAAACAAGAAAAAGUCAAGUUGGACAAGCCAAUCGAAACGAGAAAAUUCGAACUUACAAUUUCAAAGAUGAUCGUGUUACUGAUCAUCGAUUGAGCAGUUUGGACAUUGCUUCAAUUGAAAAAGAAGACACGCUCUACGAUCUCCAAGGUUUGUUUAAUAAUCCGGAAAAGCUCGAAGGAUUUAUCGUCAGCCUUCAGAAGGUUGACAAAGAGCGCACACUUUUGGACAUUUUCAGUGAAUUGGAAUUGAAGAAUAAAUAA
Messenger RNA from Clunio marinus, 1131 nucleotides. The record is from the annotation of a GenBank genome assembly. NCBI's taxonomy places the organism in Eukaryota, Metazoa, Arthropoda, Insecta, Diptera, Chironomidae.